AUGGGACACAGCACUAGCGAGCCCUUAGCGGCAGAUACUGCUGAGUCAGCCACGACGCACACAAGAAGCUCCGCCGGCGCUUCUCCUCGAUCAUUCUUGCAACCAUCUCCUCAUCCUCGCAGAAGUUCUCGAACCAUCUACGAAGAUGAGAGCUAA
Messenger RNA from Aspergillus tanneri, 156 nucleotides. RefSeq lists its product as uncharacterized. The coding region runs from base 1 to 156 and encodes 51 amino acids. The transcript has 2 exons. NCBI's taxonomy places the organism in Eukaryota, Fungi, Ascomycota, Eurotiomycetes, Eurotiales, Aspergillaceae. The record is from RefSeq and is a predicted model, not a curated record.